GGGGGGGCGUGCGCGCGCUGGACGGAAGCAGUGGGCGUGAUAGUACCUAUGUAUGAAAGCCAUGUGGCAGGCCAGUAGCAGCACAAGAAGAAGUUUUACGCACAGCAACACUUGCCAUUGUCGGAGGAAAGUUAUUCUGCUGAAACACAUCAUGCUGCUUCUAAAGGCUUCAGCUCCCUGGCUGCUGGUGGCUUUCCUCGGACAGUUGGUCUCUCUGUCCUGCGGUGCGCGGAAAUCGGAUAGAGCCGUGUCCAAGGUGGGUGUAGCGGGUGGCCGGGGAAAGUUCUCCACAAAGGAAAGGAUGCAGUGCACGUGGGUCGCCAGCGAAGUCAGGGACGCGGUCCAGCUACUGGUCAAAUGCGAGAACCCGGAGGCGCGCGUCACAGGCGGGAUCGCCGACCUGCGCUGUCAAUACAACGCCAAACCCCGGGGUUGCCCGGGUUACAUGUCCGAGCCCCGAAACUUCUGGAAGCAGGUGGCACGCGCGCUAAAACGGCUCCAAGGUAAAGUGUGCAAGGACGAGCGCGCGCUGGUGAGGGCCGGGAUGUGUAAGCGCGCGCCACGAAGUGCGCACUUCAAGCUGGACAUCUCGAGCUCCCGUGUCUCCGCUCAGUCCGGAGACCCGGGGACUCAGCCUCCCCCACCGCCCCCAUCAUCUCACUCCACCUCCACUGCAACGACAGCGUGCACGAGGCGGCGCGCAGACCACGGCAAAACGGCUGAAGAGUACUGCAGCAGCUCUUGGGCCAGCGUGUGCUCUUUCUUCCUGUCCAUGAUGCAAAGCGAGGAGGACUGCUAGCUCCAGGACGCAUGAGCGGCUUUUUUGUGUCUUUUAUUUCUAAUCAGCAAUAAUCAGAUUAUUCUCUGUGCCCAUGCGCACCAGCUUUAGUCUACACAUUUUACUCAGGUGAUGUUAUUUAUGAGUUGAGUUUGACUCAACAGAUCAGAGCUGAAGAUUUUAGUUUCUUGGAAAUGCCAUAAUUUAUGGGUAAUUGUGAAAAGUAUGGAUUUUCUGUGUUACUCUGGCAUUUUUUUUAAUCCUUGUGUUUUAUCCCAUAAGUAGACAUGCUCUAAUUAGCUUCACUGCUCACACAUUCAUCAUCCACAGACUUUUAUUUUGUAUGAUUUCUUUCAUCUUAAUAUAUUAAAAUAUAACAUUGUGAUAAUUUUUACAUGUAUAAUCGAAAAAGACACGUUUAUUGCAUGAUCAGACAUAAUCAGAGCCAUAGAUUGUGUAUAAAGUGUCAGUUUCUCUGUGUGUUUAUGUAUAAUCACCUCAUGUUGUGUCGUUGAAGCGCUGUUCUGAUCCUAGGAUCUAAAACCUAGUCCCUGACCUGCAGACAGGAAACAUUUCAAUGCUUUUGCUAGUAAGAUUAACCGCGCUGCUGUUGUUAAUGUUAAUGUAACUGACUCGAAUGCUUCUUCCACUGCUGUUUGUCUCGCAGAAGUGCUCAUUAUGAUGAGUUGUCUGUUUUCUUCUACCUCUGGUCAUCAUUCAACCACUAAUGGAAGAAUCUGCGUGUUUAUCUUCCACAAAUAAUUUUUUUCCUAUUUGUGUUUCUUGGUCCUUGAACAAUUUGAUAAAAAAUAAAAACAACAAACAUGUCAGAUUUUAUCGUUUCUUGU
Oreochromis aureus is the source of this 1626-nucleotide messenger RNA. Its product is annotated as fibroblast growth factor-binding protein 1-like. The coding region runs from base 53 to 799 and encodes 248 amino acids. The record is from RefSeq and is a predicted model, not a curated record. NCBI's taxonomy places the organism in Eukaryota, Metazoa, Chordata, Actinopteri, Cichliformes, Cichlidae. Gene Ontology annotation, molecular function: growth factor binding. The transcript has 2 exons. Gene Ontology annotation, biological process: cell-cell signaling.